Suillus subaureus is the source of this 1370-nucleotide messenger RNA. RefSeq lists its product as uncharacterized. The coding region runs from base 282 to 1103 and encodes 273 amino acids. Gene Ontology annotation, molecular function: zinc ion binding; DNA binding. The record is from RefSeq and is a predicted model, not a curated record. The transcript is spliced from 6 exons. NCBI's taxonomy places the organism in Eukaryota, Fungi, Basidiomycota, Agaricomycetes, Boletales, Suillaceae.
GUACCAGUCGCCACAUGUGAAAUGCUGAGUUCUGUUUGUCCAAACAAGCCUGACUGAAAAUCUCUCUCAAGACCGCAAUGCUCUUGUCGAAGUGUCUCCACAAUACAACAAACAAUAAACGCGCGGUCAACAUACAGGUCCGUGCGCUGUGUGGCAGGCACACUGGUCGGACUUUGAAGGUGUAGGGCCAUUCAACAAAACUAUCGCGUCGAGACGAACCACCCAACAUAUCCUCUUUUCGCUUCCACACUUGAAAUAUCUCAGAUUCAACACUCUCAGCGAUGUCCGACAACGAGGGAACCACUAAAAAGAGCGGUUAUCGCCUGGAAUACGCGACUUCUGCCAGAUCCAAAUGCAAAGGUCCCAAACCCUGCGCUGGCAGUCCAAUCGCUAAAGGAGAGCUUCGUGUUGGCUCUGUCGUCGAUUUCAGGGGGAACACCAGCUACUCAUGGCGCCAUUGGGGUUGUACGACCGCCAAGAUCAUAUCCAACAUGAAAUCUCAAUUUGAAUCCGCCGAUGAGCUCGAUGGUUUUGACGACCUCAAAGACGAAGACAAAGAACGCCUCCGCAAGGCAUGGGAGGAAGGCAAGGUUGCUGACGAGGAUAUCCCAGAAACAGCAAGGAAAGCCCCUGGAGAAGAGGCUGAAGAAGACGAAGAGAAGCCCAGGAAGAGGGCACCAGCAAAAGCCAAGAAAGACGCAGGAGGAGAGGAUGGUGAGAAGCCAAAGAGAAAACGUGCACCUGCAAAGGCCAAGAAAGUAGAGGACGAGGGAGAUGAAGAUGCUGAAGAUAAGCCAAAGAAGGCUCCUACGAGGAAGCCUCGGGUAAAGAAAGCUGCUGCUUCGUCAGACGCUGAAGAUAAAGGAGAGUCUGAGGAGAAACCCAAGAAGCGUGCGCCUGCGAGAAAGCCUACUGCUGAGAAGAAAGUAGCCGAGAAGAAGGCUCCAGCAAGAAAACGAGCUACUAAGAAGAAAGACGAAGAGGAAGAAUCCGGUGAGGACUUUGCAGAGGCAAUUGCCGAGGUUCAGGAGGAGGAGGAGGAUGCAGAAGAGUCUAACAAGAAGCGCAAGGUCGGCAGGCUUCUGUUCUCCCGAAGGGAUUGACUAACUUCUUUGUAGCGACCCGCUUCUUCGAAGCCAGCAUCCACUGUCAAGAAAGCAAAGGUAGCUUCCAAAUCAAAGAAGUCGAAGGAAGUUCUUGAAGAGGAGGAAGACAACGAGUAGAUCCUUUAUCCUUAUGGCGGCCUUUUUUAUCCAUUCCCUCGAGUAUCCACGAUUUCACGCAUUCAUAACGUUGCCAGCUGUUGAUGUAACUUGUUUGAAUUCUCUUGUAUGCUGUUGAGUAAUUUAAGCCUCGCAUUGACUGUUCAA